Messenger RNA from Sapajus apella (tufted capuchin), 3030 nucleotides. RefSeq names its product cadherin 16 (gene CDH16). The transcript is spliced from 19 exons. NCBI's taxonomy places the organism in Eukaryota, Metazoa, Chordata, Mammalia, Primates, Cebidae. Bases 279 to 2768 code for a protein of 829 amino acids. The record is from RefSeq and is a predicted model, not a curated record. Gene Ontology annotation, molecular function: calcium ion binding; cadherin binding. Gene Ontology annotation, biological process: cell morphogenesis; cell-cell junction assembly; homophilic cell-cell adhesion. Gene Ontology annotation, cellular component: plasma membrane; catenin complex; adherens junction.
UUUCCACUCCCAAGCAAGAGUGGCUGAACCUCCUACCUGCUCAAGUGCCCUGCCUUGCCUCACCCAGCCCGGCCUGGCCAGAGCUCCCUGGAGAAAGAGCCCUUUCGCUUGGCAGCUGGACCAAGGGAGCCAGCCUUGGGCACUGGAGGGUCUUCAGGGACUUUCCAGCUUCAAACUUUUGUGAUUUGGGGGGUUGCUAGGAAAUUACCACUUUGGGAUCUGGAAGCUGCAGAGGCUAUGGCAAGAAGGAGCUGAAGGUCUAGAGGUCUGUCCUGACCAUGGUCCCUGCCUGGCUGUGGCUGCUUUGCUUCUCCAUUCCCCAGGCUGUCCUGGAGGCCCAGCUUGCAGAGCUGUCUGUGGAAGUUCCAGAAAACUAUGGUGGAAAUUUCCCUUUAUACCUGAUGAAGCUGCUGCUGCCCCGUCAGGGAGCUGAAGGCCAGAUUGUGCUGUCAGGGGACUCAGGCAAGGGAGCUGAGGGCCCCUUUGCUAUGGAUCCAGAUUCUGGCUUCCUGCUGGUGACCAGGGCCCUAGACCGAGAGGAGCAGGCAGAGUACCAGCUACAGGUCACCCUGGAGACGGAGGAUGGACGUGUCUUGUGGGGUCCACAGCCUGUGCUUGUGCAUGUGAAGGACGAAAAUGACCAGGUGCCCCAUUUCUCUCAAGCCAUCUAUAGAGCUCAGCUGAGCCAGGGCACCAGGCCUGGCAUCCCCUUCCUCUUCCUUGAGGCUUCAGACCAGGAUGAGCCAGGCACAGCCAACUCGGAUCUUCGAUUCCACAUCCUGAGCCAGGCUCCAGCUCAGCCUUUCCCAGACAUGUUUCAGCUGGAGCCUCAGUUGGGGGCUCUGGCCCUCAGCCCCAAGGGGAGCACCAGCCUCGACCACACUCUGGAGGGCCACUACCAGCUGUUGGUACAGGUCAAGGACAUGGGCAACCAGGCCUCAGGCCAUCAGGCCACUGCUACCGUAGAAGUCUCCAUAGUAGAGAGCAUCUGGGUGCCCCUAAAGCCUAUCCAUCUGGCAGAGAAUCUCAGAGUCCUGUACCCCUACCAUAUUGCCCAGGUACACUGGAGUGGGAGUAAUGUGCACUAUCACCUGGAGAGCCAUCCCCCGGGACCCUUUGAUGUGGAUGCAGAAGGGAACCUCUACGUGACCAGAGAGCUGGACCGAGAAGCCCAGGCUGAGUAUCUGCUCCAGGUGCGGGCUCAGAAUUCCCGUGGUGAGGACUAUGCAGCGCCUCUGGAACUGCAUGUGCUGGUGAUGGAUGAGAAUGACAACCCGCCUGUCUGCCCUGCACGUGGUCCUGCAGUCAGCGUCCCUGAGCUCAGCCCCCCAGGUACUGAAGUAACUAGACUGUCAGCAGAGGACGCAGAUGCCCCCAGCUCCCCCAAUUCUCACAUUGUGUAUCAGCUCCUGAGCCCUGAGCCUGAGGAUGGGGUGGAGAGGAGAGCCUUCCAGGUGGAAACCACUUCAGGCAGUGUGACACUGGGGGGACGCCCACUCCGAGCUGGCCAGGACAUCCUGCUUCUGGUGCUGGCCAUGGACCUGGCAGGCGCAGAGGGUGGCCUCAGCAGCACAUGUGAGGUUGAAGUCACAGUUGCAGACAUCAAUGAUCACGCCCCUGAGUUCACCACUUCCCAGAUUGGGCCUAUAAGCCUCCCUGAGGAUGUGGAGCCCAGGACUCUGGUGGCCACGCUCACAGCCACUGAUGCCGACCUCGAGCCUGCCUUCCGCCUCAUGGAUUUUGCCAUUGAGAGGGGGAACACAGAAGGGACCUUUGGCCUGGAUUGGGAGCCAGACUCCGGGCAUGUCCAACUCAGACUCUGCAAGAACCUCAGCUAUGAGGCAGCUCCAAGUCACGAGGUGGUGGUGGUGGUGCGGAGUGUGGCAGAGCUGCUGGGGCCAGGCCCAGGCCCUGGAGCCACGGCCACGGUGACUGUGCUGGUGGAGAGGCUGACACCACCCCCCAAGUUGGACCAGGAGAGCUACAAGGCCAGUGUCCCCAUCAGUGCCCCAGCUGGCUCCCUCCUGCUGACUGUCCAGCCCUCCGACCCCAUGAGCCGACCCCUCAGGUUCUCCCUGGUCAAUGACUCAGAAGGCUGGCUCUGCAUUGAGAAGUUCUCCGGGGAGGUGCGCACCACCCAGUCCCUGCAGGGCGCCCAGCCUGGGGACAUCUACACUGUGUUUGUGGAGGCCCAGGAUGCAGAUGAGCCAAGACUGAGCACCUCUGCGCCCCUGGCGAUCCACUUCCUGAAGGCCCCUCCUGCCCCAGCCCUGACUCCUGCCCCUGUGCCCUCUCGAUACCUCUGCACGCCCCGCCAGGACCAUGGCGUGAUCGUGAGUGGACCCAGUGAGGACCCUGACCUGGCCAGUGGGCACAGUCCCUAUAGUUUCGCCCUUGGUCCCAACCCCACGGUGCAACGGGAUUGGCGCCUACAGACUCUCAAUGGUUCCCAUGCCUACCUCACCUUGGCUCUGCACUGGGUGGAGCCGCGUGAAUACAUAGUCCCCGUGGUGGUCAGCCACAAUGCCCAGAUGUGGCAGCUCCGGAUUCAGGUGAUCGUGUGUCGCUGCAAUGUGGAGGGGCAGUGCCUGCGCAAGGUGGGCCGCAUGAAGGGCAUGCCCACGAAGCUGUCAGCAGUGGGCAUCCUUGUGGGCACCCUGGUAGCAAUAGGUAUCUUCCUCAUCCUCAUCUUCACCCACUGGACCCUGUCAAGGAAGAAGGACCUGGAUCCACCAGCAGACAGCGUGCCCCUGAAGGCAACCGUCUGAAUGGUCCAGGCAGCCCUAGCUGGGAUCUUGUCCUCUGGCUCCAUCUGAGUCCCCUGGGAGAGAGCCCGGCACCCGAGAUCCAGCAGGGGACAGGACAGAGUAGAAACCCUUCCAUCUGCCCUAGGGUGGAGGCACGAUCGCCAUCACCAGACAUGUCUCCAGACCCUGCACAAUGACUUUACGGGCUGGCCAUGGGAGUGCUCCAAAUGGCAGUAUGUUUGCAAAAUAAUGAAGCCCCGGAGAGCUGGGCUGCGCCCUACAG